This is a messenger RNA of Ciona intestinalis (vase tunicate), 981 nucleotides long. NCBI's taxonomy places the organism in Eukaryota, Metazoa, Chordata, Ascidiacea, Phlebobranchia, Cionidae. The record is from RefSeq and is a predicted model, not a curated record.
ACAACUCCCUAGUUUCGUUGAGGAGCUGGUUUCUGGUGUGUCGUGUACGAGAUUAGUAACAAAAGUUCGUAAUUCUUAAUUUGUUUGUUGUAGAUUGUUGUUAUUACUAGUAUACGUUGUUGUGUAUUUUUGUAAACAAAGAAAUGCCGAAGUCAAAAAGAGAUAAACGAAUUUCCUUGACUCAAACCAAGAAAGGAGGUUUAGAAGCAAAACAAAACUUAGUCACUGAGGUACGGAAUUGCGUCGAGAAAUACGAUCGAAUAUUUGUCUUCAGCGUUUGUAACAUGAGGAAUAGUAAAUUAAAAGAAGUCAGAAAUGCGUGGAAACAUAGCAGAUUUUUCUUCGGCAAGAACAAAGUUAUGGCCCUCGCUUUCGGUCGGUCACCGGAAACUGAAAUAAUGAACGGACUUUAUAAAUUCUCGACGAAACUUGUGAACGAAGUUGGUGUUUUGUUUACAAGUAAAUCUAAAGAAGAUGUUGUCGAUUGGUUUGAUAAAUACAGUGAGCAUGAUUAUGCUCGUACAGGCAACAUAGCAACCAGCACUGUAGAGUUAGAUGAGGGACCUCUUGUACAAUUCUCACACGCCAUUGAACCUCAUCUGAGGAAACUUGGAUUACCUGUUGCAUUAAAAAAAGGUGUUGUUACCAUGUUACAAUCACAUACCGUUUGUAAAGAAAAUGAAAAGCUGACGGCAGAGCAAGCUAAAGUAUUGAAAUUAUUAAAGAUAGUGAUGUCACAGUUCAGCAUCCACUUGCAAUGCAUGUGGGAGAAAGAUAGCGGUGAAUGCUCGGUGUUUGAUGUCAAGGAGAAGGAAGUUAUGUUUAAUAAAGUUCGUGUGACGACGGAUGAUCAGGUGUACGAUUAUGUAGAGUCCGAACAAAAGGAAAACAUGGAAGUUGAAAAUGUUGUGAAACGUGAAAAAACUGUCAGAAGGUCACUAAGGAUAAAAAAUAAAAGUCAUUAAAUUUGAACAACUUUUA